UGUGACGUCGGCAACGUCAUUUCUACGAUAAUGUGCUAUUCAAGAUGGCGGCAGGAGGUAGCGUUUAGCUCUGUCUGGCGAAAGGAAUUUCGAUCAUUUCUUCACUUUGGGGCCUGAAAAUUAUGCCGAAAAGACGAAAUGGUGAAAUCCCGCUACCUUCCGGAUGGGACAUCGGCACCGACUACGACGGCAAGAUCUAUUUCAUCGACCACAUCAACAAACAGACGACAUGGAUUGAUCCUAGAGACAGUUUGACAAAGCCGCAGUCAUUUGCAGAUUGCUUAGGUAAUGAACUUCCCUUUGGCUGGGAGGAAUGCUACGAUGAGCAAGUUGGCGUUUACUACGUUGACCACUCGAACAAAACGAAUCAAAUUGAAGACCCCAGGCAACAAUGGAGGCAGCUUCAAGAGGCUAUGCUCAAAGAGUACCUGCUUACUGCUCAGGACGAUCUUGCGAAUGCUCUCAUCAAAUGA
Messenger RNA from Dermacentor silvarum, 473 nucleotides. RefSeq names its product protein WWC2-like. The transcript has 4 exons. The record is from RefSeq and is a predicted model, not a curated record. Gene Ontology annotation, biological process: regulation of hippo signaling; negative regulation of organ growth; cell migration. Lineage: Eukaryota; Metazoa; Arthropoda; Arachnida; Ixodida; Ixodidae. Gene Ontology annotation, cellular component: cytoplasm. Bases 123 to 473 code for a protein of 116 amino acids. Gene Ontology annotation, molecular function: molecular adaptor activity; kinase binding.